Messenger RNA from Cydia strobilella, 1704 nucleotides. RefSeq names its product CCAAT/enhancer-binding protein gamma-like (gene Irbp18). Gene Ontology annotation, molecular function: RNA polymerase II cis-regulatory region sequence-specific DNA binding; DNA-binding transcription factor activity, RNA polymerase II-specific. The transcript is spliced from 3 exons. NCBI's taxonomy places the organism in Eukaryota, Metazoa, Arthropoda, Insecta, Lepidoptera, Tortricidae. Gene Ontology annotation, biological process: DNA-templated transcription; regulation of transcription by RNA polymerase II. Bases 217 to 570 code for a protein of 117 amino acids. The record is from RefSeq and is a predicted model, not a curated record.
UUGUCCAUGACGUCAAGAUCCUUAUUUUCCCUUUAAAUUUUCACUCGUCUAUUUACGGGCAUAAGUUUUGUUUUUGUUGUGAAAUCAAACGGAGCUGCAAGAUUUUGACUAAAUUAGUACAAACUCGUACCUUUCCAUCGUGUUUGUUGCUCCAGCGUGAGACAGGGGCCUGUCGCGUUAAUGCUAGCGUGGCGUGAGGAUCUGUGAGCGGUUUUGAUGAUAUUUGAGGUCUCUGAAGACAGUUGCGAGAUGCCUCCUGUAAAAGGGAGACGCGGAGUCAGUGACGCUGAUGAUGAGAGUGACGAUUACAGGAAACGCAGGGACAGGAAUAACGAGGCAGUAAAAAAGAGCAGAUUCAAGUCAAAGCAGAGAACACAAGAAACAUUCACCCGAGUGAGUAAACUAAAGGCAGAGAACCAGAUGCUAGAAGACAAGGUCAAGACCCUCACGAAAGAGCUCCAGUUCCUUAAAGAGUUGUUCCUGGCGCAGGCCACCAAGGCACCGAACCCUAAACUAGAGGGUGUUGAUCUGGAGAAACUUCUAGAGGAUAUACCAGAUGAAAAGAAGUAGAAUUAAGGGGAAUUUACAUAGAACUUAGGACCAUCCCACACUAGCGUCUUUUCAGCGUCGGCGUCUAGUCAGCGCUAUGGAAAAUGGCGUCGCUGCGCAGUUGCGUUGUGUCAAGCAGCAGCUAUAGUUGACUAGACGCUGACGCUCGGGAGACGCUAUAAGGAGAACUUAAUAUUGCCCAACACAUGCCAGUACAAGCUAAGCUGCUUUGAACGAAAAUUUCCUUGCGAGGUGGGUGUCUCAUUCUCAGUGGACCCGCUUAGUCAAUGCAAUUGAAAACUAUUUUAUACUUAUUAACCUUUUCGACGCCGCGUCAAACACAAAAGCUGUCACUCAGACGCCACGUCACCGAAGUGUCAAAACUGAAAUUGAACUUUAUGCACAUGCACGUAGGUCUAUGUUGCUCUGUGGUCUGUGACGCAUUAAUCCGUCUUUGGCGUUGGAUCUGCGGUGCCGAUAUAUCCGUCAUUGGCGUCCAGAAGGUUAAAAAAAUAGUACUAAUAAAAUUUGGGUUGAACUGAAUUUUUAAUGCUUUAGGCAUCACAGAUUAAGUAAGUUAGUUUAAUAAGAAUUGUUUUAUUUAGUACAGAGUACAUUUCGAUAUAUUAUGUAUGUUUGAUGGAAUAAGAAAACAUCAGUUUAUCUUAUCGUGUUCAUAUUAUAUUGUAGUAAGAUCAUAUCAUAUUUAAGUUCAAAAUUUAUUUAUUUGGUAAAUAUAUCUACAAAUUUCUAGACUACUAACAUGCUCAAAAAUAUAUUGACAUUCUUUCUUUCUUAUCUUUCGUUCUUGUUGAAACAAGACUUUGUUUCAUCAAUAACCGGAAAAAUAUUUUUGCAUGUUAAUUGUUGUAGAAUUUUUGCUGCAAUCAUGCCUGAGUUCAACCAAAAUUGGGCUUUUUUAAUGUAAAGUAAAUAUUACGUACCUAAGACCCGGAUUGAUUAAUGAUUAUGUAGUAAAUUACAAUUUAAUUGUUAAUCAAAAUUAUUUCAAUGCACUAUGUUUUAUAAAUAAGGUUUUUUGAUAUAAUAUGCGAUUUUAUAUUUAUACUAAGAUAUUUAUUUAUUUAUUUUCGGAGAACCAACAGCUAUCAAUUAUACAAUAGUUAUAUGACAAAAUAAAAUAAAUGUAGAAUU